Molecule: messenger RNA, 999 nt
Organism: Hemicordylus capensis (graceful crag lizard)
Lineage: Eukaryota; Metazoa; Chordata; Lepidosauria; Squamata; Cordylidae
Gene: METTL23
Product: methyltransferase like 23
Exons: 6
Coding region: 194-982 (262 amino acids)
Cellular component (GO): cytoplasm; nucleus
Source: RefSeq, a predicted model, not a curated record
GCGGAAGGGAAAGGGUUGGAGGAAGCGGAGGAAGCGACUUCGCCGCCGCCAUUUUGGGAAGUUGAUCUCAUCCGAGCUACGUUGUUGCAGUGGAAUGUGAAAAACAAAGGGAGACGGGUUUCACGUUCUUGACUGUGAAUGGUCCGCUUGCACUUCAGUCAGAUCUCAGACCCACCCGGCAUCCAAGCGUCGCAUGGUUGUGUGCACCACCAGUCGCUUCUCCCGAAGGGUUCCGAUGUGCGAACAGGUACCCAAAGUCAGCGUGAGGCAAUACAGAUUUGCAGGAGGGCAGGAGGAGGAAGAUCCGCUGAAUGCAGAGCUGGUGAUACUUAUUCCCGAGGUCCUUGAUCCUCAGUAUGGCAUGUAUGUUUGGCCCUGUGCUGUGGUCCUAGCUCAGUAUGUCUGGUUUCACAGAAGAGAAAUUUGUGGCAAGAGAAUCUUGGAGAUUGGAGCAGGUGUGAGUCUUCCUGGAAUAGUGGCAGCAAAAUGUGGAGCAGAAAUUAUAUUAUCAGAUAAUGCAGAACUUCCUGAGUGUUUGGACAACUGUCGUCGAAGCUGCCAGAUGAAUAACCUCUCGGGGAUGAAUGUGGUAGGACUUACCUGGGGUCAGAUGUCACCCAGUCUGUUAGAUUUACCUCCGGUGGAUAUUAUAUUGGCAUCUGAUGUGUUUUUUGAACCAGAAGACUUUGAAGAUGUUAUAAGCAUAGUGUACUACUUAAUGGAAAAGAAGCGACGUGUUCAGUUCUGGACUACUUAUCAAGUCAGAAGUGCUGACUGGUCUAUUGAAGGAUUACUUUACAAGUGGGAUAUGGAAAGCACAUCUGUGCCCUUGCAGUCAUUUGAUGCCAACAAGGAGCAACUAGCCGGCUCUUCUCUUCCAGGAAGGCACACUAUUGAAAUGGUUAUCAUUACACAUAAAGCAACCAAGCUAAAUUCUGGGACAGUUUUAAGAAAAGACUCUAUUUCAUGUGUUUUAAAAUAAAAAAACAAUCCCCCUUA